AUGGUCCCGGAAAAUUGCAAGCUCAAAAGGAAGCACAUGCGUUCAAAUUUCGCAGACAAGGUGGUGGUAAACUUCCAGUGCAGCGUGCGUCUUGAUCUACGGGGUGAAACUGAGUGCCCGAUUCCUGCCUGUGAAGAUCCUAUCAAAUUCGAACGGCGGUUACGACCACGAUCAGCAGGAUUUAUUCAUGAGAUUCCAAUCUUCGAUGCCAAUGGUAGCGUCGAGGUGGACGUACGUGCUCAACAGAUCGACGUGUUGGAUCCUCAGAUCGACUUCGGAUUCGAUGCCGACGACAAGCGUAUGCGCUCGGUCCUGCAACGACUACGCGGUGACCGAGACUGCAUCGCCAAACACCAUUUGAUCAUUCCAGCAGCCACCGCUAUUUCUUUGAUUAUUUCGCUUAUCGGAGUUGUUUUCAUUCUGCUAAAGCGAUCCUAUCCUCGAAAACCGUGA
Ostertagia ostertagi is the source of this 453-nucleotide messenger RNA. The record is from the annotation of a GenBank genome assembly. Lineage: Eukaryota; Metazoa; Nematoda; Chromadorea; Rhabditida; Trichostrongylidae.